CGGCCCUGGUCAAAAGCAUCUAUGGCAUCUAUCGGUGAACGGCAUAAACGGUUGUUAUCUUUUGGGCUGAUCUCAUGCCUGUGGAUGUUUUCUGUACACCGUGGGUUCGUCUUUCGUCAGCGGUUUGUGGGAGUCACGGAUGUUCAGAAACGGUUAACCGUGGGUGACGACUUGUUUCGCUGUCGACUCUGGUGAGGGAGAGGCGGAAGAAGCAGCCUCCCUCCCGGCCUUCAGGAGGGGCUGAAGGUGACUCCUCUGGCGGGGAUGCGCAGGGAGCCUCUGUGGGUCCCGUCGGCCCGCUGUUCGGGCGCCGUUCCGGAGGAUAACCGCGCGUUCUCCGGGGUGAACCGGAGCUUCAGCGUCUGACCGUUCCUCCGUCAUUUCUCCGCCGCAGUAACGCUGUCUGUCCGCGGCUGGGAGCUCCGGCGGCGGGGGUGCAUGCAUGAGUUCCGGGCGGAAGAAGCGCCCCAGGUCCGCGGGGAGCGUUUUCCCCAUCAGCAGGGGGGCGCAGACGGAGCAGGAGCAGCGGGAGAGCAUGGAGGCGGCUGUGGAGGACAGCAGGAUGACCGUGCAGGAGUUCAACACGCUGGUGGCGCUGUACCGGGAGCAGGUCAUCUCCGUCGGGGAGAUGUCAGCGGACUGCCCGCCUCUGCGCGCGCAGAUGCACCACACGCGGACCAAAGGAUGCUCCAUGGCGCGGGCCGCGCACCAAGACCUGGCCGUCAUCUCUGUCUCUGGGCCAGAGGAUGGAGAGAUCCCUCCGGAAAUCUGUCGCCUCUUCAUCCAGCUGCAGUGCUGCCUGGAAAUGUUUGUAACGGAGAUGCUGAAGUCCAUGUGUCUGCUGGGGGUGCUGCAGCUGCACAGGAGAAGAACAGACUCAGAUCCAAAGGUGGAUUUCAGGGUGGAUGAAAGCUCGGACAUUCCCAUCCUGGAGGACAGAUCCUCGUCUCCCAUCGACUUCCCUCAUGAGCAGUGGCUGGUGGGAACUGACAUUGAAAACAUAGAGAGUCCCAAUGUUAAACAACUGCUCAGCUGUGUCUCAGUUGGUCUGGCCUGUUUCUGUGAUCGGUACCCCUGGACCUCCUGGUCCCCCUGCACCCAGACCUGCAACCAUGGUGUCCAGAACAGACGCAGGCAGAUCCACUACGACGAUUAUUACUGGAAGAACAGCUGCCAUCAGCUGUGUGACAGUCAAGAUGUUCGAGCGUGUAACGAGCAGCCGUGCCACAUCAACUGCGCCCUGACGGAUUACAGCCAAUGGUCUCCGUGUUCAUCCUGCGCCAAAAAACAGUACCGGACCCGGUCUGUCGAGACACCAUCCCAGUUUGGAGGAAUGCAGUGCAGUGAGGAGCUGUCAGAAGAAAGGCCCUGCUACCCCUCCAAAGAGUGCAAGUUACCAGAUAUUGACUGCAGAGAGAACUUCAAGUGUGACAAUGGACGCUGCAUCAACUCAACUCUAAGAUGCAACAAACAGAAUGACUGCGGAGAUAACUCUGAUGAGAGGGACUGUAAUGCAUUCAGCAUUGUGUGUCCCACCAAGAGACAGCCAGCCCCCGGUGUUGACCUGGUGGGAAAUGGGUUUGAUGCUCUUGCAGAGGAACCAAGAGGGGCAGUGUUGGACAAUAUGUUCAUGGGAGAAAACUGCAUCAUCAAGAGGCCUCAGAGCACAACUUUGUACCACAGAGUUCCUUACAACUUUGAGAGCUUCGACAUUAAGGUUGGAAUGGUGGAGGACUUCAGCACGGAGCCACAGCCUCUGCACAGCGAGUCCGUCAGCACAAAGAGGAGCGGCUCGUCAUCAUACUCCAGAGGAGAAAAGGACUUCCUCUCCGUCCUUCUAUACCUCGGCAGAGGAAGUGGGUCAACCGUUCAGUCCAACAAAGAAGCUUUUGAGGCAUCAAAGAAAACAGACUCCAAGUUUUUCCGAGUGCAUCAGGUCCUUCCAGUGUCCAAAUUUAAGGUGAAAGAGCCGGAGGAUGUGGUCCUCUCCCAGACCUUCCUUCAGUUCCUUCAUGACCUUCCUCUUGAGUACAACUACCCCCGAUACAGAGACAUCUUCCAACGCUUUGGGACACAUUACUACAGCUCUGGAAGUUUGGGGGGCCACUAUGACCUGCUGUACCAGUACAGUCGGCAGGAACUCAUCACUUCAGGUGAAACGGAGGAACAUGUCCAAGGUUGCCUGUUCAAGGAGACCACCUGGACGGUCAUCCUCUACACUGAACACAGUAGUGUGACCCGCUGCCGCAACAACCGAAUGACAGAAAAAUAUUCAGGCUCAUACAUUCAGUCAUCAGAGAAGUCCUUCUCCAUGGUGAAAGGAGGUCAAGCCAGAGAGGCAGCAGCCCUGGCCUGGGAGAGACAGGGACCUGCCCCGGACCGAACUUCCUACAAGAACUGGGCAAAGUCUGUACUUCACAACCCUGCUGUGGUUGAUUAUAAGCUGCGUCCACUAAUAGAGCUGGUGCGAGGAAUCCCCUGUGCAGCCACGAAGAGGAGGCACCUGAGGAAGGCGCUCCUGCAGUACCUGCAGGAGUUUGACACAUGCAAGUGUGCCCCCUGUCCUAACAACGCCAGGCCGGUUCUGUCCGGGACAGAAUGCAAGUGUGUUUGUCAGACUGGGACCUUUGGUACCAACUGUGAGAAACGGGCUCCUGACUUCACAUCAGAGGCGGUGGACGGAUACUGGAGCUGCUGGGGGCCAUGGAGCAGCUGUGGAGUCACCAUGAGGAGAAGUCGGAGUAGGCGGUGUGACAAUCCCUCUCCGCUAAAAGGAGGAGAACCAUGUCAGGGUCCAGACAAACAGGUGGAGCCAUGCCACGUCUCCCUGUUUGAAAAGCAAGACUCCUGUGACAAUGAUGACGAUUUCACUGUGGGCUGGAGGGACGAGCUGCCCCCCGGUGUGAAGGGCUGUCUGAGACCUCAGAGACCCCCCAAUAGUUUCCUCAGGAUAGCCAAACCGUACUACGAUGUUGGUGAGGAUGAGGAGUUCAGGUGUUUCACAGGAUUUGAGCUGGAAGGUUUUCAGUUCAUCAACUGUCGUUCUGAUGGAAGCUGGUCUCCACCAAGUGGGAGGUGUUACCGGAACUACUGUGAUCCUCCUCAAAUCCCUGACACCAUGACGCUGUUCCCCAUCAGCGAGGCCUACAAAGUUGGGGAGUCUGUGGGUUUGAACUGUAAAGAGCCUGGUUUGACGCCGCUGCCUCAGGGCUUCUACAAAUGCACCAGCAGUCUGACCUGGGAGCCGCCGGUACCCGCUGACCUGCGCUGCACCGACGUGGUUCCGGUGGGUCCUGGUGGUCCGUGUGGCCCGGGGCAGAAGCAGCAGGGAUCCAGAUGUGUGUGUGAGGAUCGAGAAAGCUGCUUAUCUGAACCCGAUGCUCUCUGUGUGCUGAAUGUAGACCUCGGCUUCUCUGUUUCAAUGUCCCUCUGCUCCUUCUACGCCGGCCGUUGCCACGGCGACCCACUGUUCUUUGUCAGCGAGGGUGCAUGUGAUCCAGAAGAUUCGUCCAAACUAGAGCAGGCAAAGUUCAGAGCCCAGAUGUGCUCGAAGAGCUCCGUUCACACUCCCUGUGGACCGGACACCUGCUACGACUGGGAGACCUGCUCAGCUACAAAGCAGUGUUCCUGCAAAAAGCCUCGUGAGUGUGCCGGAUAUGAAGGGCAGAUGUUCUGCGUGAGGAUGUCGGUGAGCCAAAGCACCCUCUCCGUGAACCUCUGUCAGAUGGGCCUCAUCAGGUGUAACAACAGAGCAUUUGAGAUUGUUAGUGAAGGCGCCUGUGCCAGCAGAUGAUUCCUCUGAAGCUCCUCUGCAGAACGUCUGUGCCGACAAAUAUCUCCUCCACUUUUUAUCACAUUUUAUCUGUAAAUAAACUCACCUCAAAGCUCAAAGGUUUGCCGAUUUAUGGCAUAAGCAUUUUGCAGCCUUCGUGUACUCAACAAUUGAAUAUUUGAGACGAUUUACAGCAUCAGAGCUGUGCAGGAGGAGCGUGCACACGUGUACGCGGCGCCCUGCACUCACAGGUGUUGUGCUGGAAAACAAGGCGUUUUACAGCAGUCAAGUCUGAAAUGGAAACGUCAAACUCAAUCAAACUUUUUUAAUAAAAAUGUGUGUUUUAAGCUA
Molecule: messenger RNA, 4123 nt
Organism: Oryzias latipes (Japanese medaka)
Lineage: Eukaryota; Metazoa; Chordata; Actinopteri; Beloniformes; Adrianichthyidae
Gene: c6.2
Product: complement component 6, duplicate 2
Biological process (GO): complement activation
Cellular component (GO): membrane attack complex
Molecular function (GO): protein binding
Source: RefSeq, a predicted model, not a curated record